UUUUCUUUUGUAAGACAUCUAGCACAGGCUGAUACAGCUAUUCAUGCAGGCUGCCGUGGCUACUGAAGAUGACAAAGUAUUCAUGAAGUUCUCCCAGGCUGAAAUAGAAGAAAUGAAAGCUAUCUUUGAAGGAGGAAACCUCAAAGCUGUAGCAAAGAAAUUGCAAGAGCUGGAGACAGAGAAGAUCCCACUUCACAUCACCAGCACUGGGGAAGCAGGGUCUAGAAAAUCAACCUCUGUCAAUGCCAUCCGGGGACUGGGGGAUGAAGAUGCAGGUGCUACUGAGACCUGGGUAGUGGAAACAACAAUGGACCUAGAGCCUUAUUCACACCCCACCCUCCCAAAUGUAACCAUAUGGGACCUUCCAGGUAUUGGAACUCCCAGGUUCAAACCAGACCAAUACCUAAAGCAGAUGAGUUUCAAAAAAUACGACAUCAUCAUCACUGCCAGCCGGUUCGGUGCCCACCACACCCAACUCACCAAGGAAAUUCAGAAGCUGGGGAAGAAGUUUUAUUAUGUGCGCUCCAAAGUGGAUGCUGACUUGGAUGCAGCUGAGAAGUGCAGACCCAGAACCUACAACGAAGAGGGGAUCCUGGAGGAGAUCCGCAACAACUGUAACAAGAACCUGAAAAAGGCCGGUGGGCCUUCUCCAUGGGUUUUCCUGAUCUCCAGCUGGAAACCAGCCAAGUAUGAUUUCCAGCUGCUUCUGAAGAUACUCGAAAAAGAGAUGGAUGAACACAAGAGACAAAUCUUCAUUCUUGCCCUGCCUAACAUUUCAGCACAGAUCCUGGAAAAGAAGAGGGCUGAACUGGAGAGGCAAAUAUGGAAAGAGGCUCUGGUGUUACGGGCCAUUUCAGCUGUUCCUCUCCCAGGUCUCUCUUUUGCUGUUGAUAUAACCAGACUGAUGGUAAACAUGAAACAUUACUGCCAGGCUUUUGGCUUGGAUGAGGAUGCCCUCUGCAGUCUCACUCAGCAGGUUGGCAAGCCUGUUGAAGAGCUGAAGUCAGAGAUAAAAAUGGUUCCAACAGCCAGCUCCAUAAACAAAGAAUAUGUAACGAGUCUGCUGAAAAGUUAUGCAUAUCUUUCAGUCAUGGUAGUUGUAGAGGUUUUGCAUUUCAUCCCAGGUGCUGGUUCUCUGGUAUCUGGAGGGAUUUUAUUUGGAACCACAUACUACAUGCUGAACAAGUUUCUCAGCGGGGCUGCAAAGGACGCCCACAGAGUUCUCACAAAAGCUCUUUCCUGAACCACAAGUCCAGAGAACAAAAGCAGUGGGCCGAGAAAAAUCACAAAAAAACCCCAAAACAAUGGCUGAACCCAGCUCAGCUUGACCAGAACCUUUCAAAGUGACCGAGCAAAAUGAAAACCAGGAAAAAAAAAGUCAUUAAAAAGCAAAAAUCAGAAUGAAGAGGAGGAGAGAUCCAAUAAUGUUGCUUUUUCAUUUGAUCAAGAACAUCUCCCUAAAGUUAAAAAAGAAAAGAGGACCAGGUCUGAGGCCCCAUAAGAAAUGUCCAGUGCUGUGCAGGGAGACAGGGAAAUGCUGAUCCUUUUUGAGUCCAGCAUGUUGAGUGCAGUAGCCUGAACGCAGCCAAUCUGCUCCCAUCAACCAGCUACGGCCACAAGAGCUGUCAUCUGCUUCUGUUGCUCUUCUUUCUCUCCUUGCCUUUACCUACUUCCUUGUGGCAUUUACAAAUGUGAAAAAAAGAAUAAGUUGAAUAAGGGACCACCCCAUUUUGCGGGGGGCAAACAAUUUUGGGAAACACAGAACCACGCUGAGGCCUCCAGAGCGAGCUCAAUCAGGCUCUGGAUGUAUAAGUGAAUAACUUACCUGAAAGUUAGCUAGCAUAUUAGGGAUAUGUAUUUUAGUUCUGUAUUCAAAGUGUCUUUAAACCCCUUCUAUUUUGCUCAAGGCAUUUUUCUCUAAAAUCUCU
This is a messenger RNA of Gavialis gangeticus (Gharial), 1928 nucleotides long. Its product is annotated as interferon-inducible GTPase 5-like. NCBI's taxonomy places the organism in Eukaryota, Metazoa, Chordata, Crocodylia, Gavialidae. The record is from RefSeq and is a predicted model, not a curated record. Gene Ontology annotation, molecular function: GTPase activity; GTP binding. Gene Ontology annotation, cellular component: membrane.